UGCGCGGGAGGCGGCGGCGGCGGCGGUGCCGCACAGCCGCUGGUGCCGGUCCCGGCGGGGGCAUGAGGCGCGCGGGGCGGGCGGGCGGCGGCGCGGCAGAGCGCGGGUCGGCGCGGCCCUGAGCGGAGCCUCCGCGCCGCGCUGCGCUCCCGCUGCGCGACUAUGGCCGGGGGAAGGCGAGGGCUGGUGGCGCCUCAGAACACGUUCCUGGAGAACAUCGUGCGAAGGUCUAACGAUACUAAUUUUGUCCUGGGUAAUGCCCAGAUCGUGGAUUGGCCCAUUGUCUACAGCAAUGAUGGAUUUUGCAAGUUAUCAGGAUAUCACAGAGCAGAAGUUAUGCAAAAAAGCAGCACCUGCAGUUUUAUGUAUGGAGAGCUGACAGACAAAGAUACAAUUGACAAGGUCCGGCAAACAUUUGAGAACUAUGAGAUGAACUCCUUUGAAAUCUUGAUGUACAAGAAGAACAGAACACCUGUCUGGUUCUUUGUGAAAAUUGCUCCAAUUCGAAACGAGCAGGAUAAAGUGGUUUUAUUUCUUUGCACUUUCAAUGACAUAACGGCUUUCAAGCAGCCCAUUGAGGAUGAUUCAUGUAAAGGUUGGGGGAAGUUUGCCCGCUUGACCCGUGCCCUCACGAGCAGCCGAGGAGUGCUGCAGCAGCUUGCUCCCAGCGUGCAGAAAGGAGAGAACGUUCACAAGCACUCAAGACUUGCUGAGGUAUUGCAGCUGGGUUCUGAAAUCCUCCCACAGUACAAACAAGAGGCACCAAAGACUCCACCGCAUAUAAUUUUGCAUUAUUGUGUAUUCAAGACUACCUGGGACUGGAUCAUCCUUAUUUUAACCUUCUACACUGCUAUUUUGGUCCCUUACAAUGUCUCCUUUAAAACCAAGCAGAACAACGUGGCAUGGCUAGUAGUGGACAGCAUUGUAGAUGUCAUUUUUCUGGUCGACAUUGUGCUCAAUUUCCACACCACCUUUGUGGGGCCAGCAGGAGAGGUGAUCUCUGACCCCAAGCUGAUUCGCAUGAAUUACCUGAAGACCUGGUUUGUGAUUGAUCUGCUCUCCUGCCUGCCAUAUGAUGUCAUCAAUGCAUUUGAGAAUGUCGAUGAGGGCAUCAGUAGCCUCUUCAGUUCCCUCAAAGUGGUCAGGCUGCUCCGGCUGGGCCGCGUGGCUCGGAAGCUGGACCACUACAUCGAGUACGGGGCGGCCGUGCUGGUGCUGCUGGUGUGCGUGUUCGGCCUGGCGGCGCACUGGCUGGCCUGCAUCUGGUACAGCAUCGGCGACUACGAGGUCAUCGACGAGGACACCAACACCAUCCGCACCGAGAGCUGGCUCUACCAGCUGGGAGAGUCCAUAGGCACUCCCUACCGCUUCAACACCUCCGGCUUCGGCAAGUGGGAGGGCGGGCCGAGCAAAGAUUCCGUCUACAUCUCCUCGCUGUACUUUACAAUGACCAGCCUCACCAGUGUGGGAUUCGGGAACAUCGCCCCCACGACAGAUGGGGAGAAGAUCUUCGCUGUGGCUAUGAUGAUGAUUGGCUCCCUUCUAUAUGCCACCAUUUUUGGUAAUGUGACAACCAUAUUUCAGCAAAUGUACGCUAACACGAACAGAUACCAUGAAAUGCUGAACAGCGUCAGGGACUUUUUAAAGCUCUACCAGGUCCCCAAAGGACUGAGUGAACGUGUGAUGGAUUACAUUGUUUCCACCUGGUCAAUGUCCCGAGGAAUAGAUACUGAAAAGGUCUUGCAGAUUUGCCCCAAGGACAUGAGAGCAGAUAUCUGUGUUCACCUGAACCGCAAGGUUUUCAAGGAGCACCCUGCCUUCAGGCUGGCCAGCGACGGCUGCCUGCGGGCACUGGCCAUGGAAUUCCAGACGGUGCACUGUGCUCCGGGAGACCUGAUCUACCAUGCCGGGGAGAGCGUCGACAGCCUUUGCUUCGUGGUCUCAGGCUCCUUGGAAGUGAUCCAGGAUGAUGAAGUCGUUGCCAUAUUAGGCAAAGGAGACGUUUUUGGUGAUGUGUUCUGGAAGGAGUCGACUCUCGCCCAGUCCUGUGCUAAUGUAAGGGCUUUGACUUACUGUGAUCUUCAUGUGAUUAAAAGGGAUGCCUUGCAGAAAGUGCUGGAGUUCUACACAGCCUUUUCACACUCCUUCUCCAGAAAUCUCAUUUUGACCUACAACUUGAGAAAAAGGAUUGUGUUCCGGAAAAUCAGCGACGUCAAGCGGGAAGAAGAGGAGAGGAUGAAGAGGAAGAACGAAGCACCUCUGAUCUUACCCCCGGACCACCCGGUGCGGCGGCUGUUCCAGAGGUUCAGGCAGCAGAAGGAAGCGCGGCUUGCAGCGGAGAGGGGCCGAGAUCCGGAUGACCUGGAUGUGGAAAAGGGCAAUGCAGUUGGGGAGCAAUCCUCUGCGCGCGCAGUGGUCAAGGCCAGCGUUGUGACCGUCCGGGAGAGCCCGGCGACCCCCGUGUCGUACCAGCCCGCCUCCACCUCCGGGGCCUCCGACCAGGCCAAGCUGCAGGCCCCGCCAUCGGACCACGCGGCGUGUAAGGCGGCGGGGGACUACCCCCGGCGGAAAGGCUGGGCCAAGUUCAAGGAAGCCUGUGGGAAGGGCGAAGACUGGAACAAGGUCUCCAAAGCAGAGUCCAUGGAGACUUUACCUGAGAGAACUAAAGCUUCAGGAGAAGCUACCUUGAAGAAGACAGACUCUUGUGACAGUGGCAUUACAAAAAGUGACUUGCGCUUGGAUAACGCCGGGGAGACGAGAAGCCCGCAGGACCACAGCCCGGUCCUCACCGAGGUCAAGCAUUCCUUUUAUCCCAUCCCAGAACAGACUCUUCAGGCCACCAUGCUAGAAGUGAAACAUGAGUUGAAAGAGGACAUCAAGGCUUUAAAUACAAAAAUGACCAAUAUAGAAAACCAGCUUGCUGAGAUACUUAGGAUAUUGACCUCAAGAAGAAGCUCCCAGUCACCCCAGGAGUUGUUUGAAAUAUCAAGGCCCCAGUCUCCAGAAUCAGAAAAAGACAUGUUUGGAGCUAGCUGAGGUGUUUCUUUUUAAAAACAAACAAACCAACAAACAGAGAAACAGCCCCCUAACACUUUACAUUUAAUCUUUCUUGAAAACAAGUGAGGGAUCCGUUCACUAAGCAUGUUCCCUCUGUCUAAAAAGGUAUGGUAACAGGAAUUUCAACCUCAUGUCAAGAUGGCAGCUGACUUUGAAGCCUUUUUGACAGCAAGGGUACAGUUUCUAAAGUUUUUCUUUCCUCCCUUUGUCCUCAUUCCCCCCCCAGCCCCCUCCUCUCCCUCGGGAUGUUGGAAUAAGAAUUCUGACAGCAGCAGCCAUCCCUGUGAGCCCCAGGUGAUCUCUGAGGUUUUUGGAGCAUGCCUUAUGUCCUUAGCUCGGGUUAUGCCUAUAUGAAUAAGCACUUUGCUAGGGUGCUUAUAUUUUCAGUGUUUGGUGGGUUGUUUGUUUUUUUUUGUUUUGUUGCUGCUGUCACUGUCUCAGUCACCUCUACAGCACCUUGGAUGUCACAGUAUAUUUUCAUAAAGCUGUAAUAAUGCAAAGAGCAGUAGGAGACAUGUAUUUCAUUGGGUGCUGAAGUUUCUUUUGGGUAGUCAGGGAAGGGCUAAUAAGAUGAAAAAGAUUGUGCUUUUUAAUUUCAAACUGACAUAUUGCUAGAACAAUUACAUUUGGCAACAUUUUCAAAAAUAGCCACAGUAUUUCAGAUCUAUUAAUAAAUGGGAUCUUCCACACUGUCAUUUGCUGAAUCAAGAAUAUGUUUUUUUCAAAACUUUUGAUGUUUUUUCAAAAACUUGCCUUCUGUCUCAUAUGUCUUUCAACAUUUGAUUCAACUCCAGCUGCUGGAGGGUUGGGUGUGCAGUGUACCUGAGAGCAGCCCUCGGCACAGCAUAUUUGAAACAUCACUAACAAGUCCUGCAGAUUUGCCUCCCAAUGAAAAUAUACUGUGGCAUUUAUGUCCUGUUCUGCUAAGAAUCUGCUCUUUUAAUUCUUGUUAAAUUAUUAUUCAGAAGUUUCUGUUUUGAUAAUGUUCAUUGAAGCCAAAGGCUUUCACAGAAUUUUUAAUAAUUUCAGAUGGUGGCAUUUUCCUCUACAUCCAGAUGUAUUGUUCCUGAUCUAAUCUAGCUUGGAAGCAAAUGGAUAGUAGAGGCAGAAAUUCAGUGCUUACUGUAUGCAAGUGCUAUUGUAGCAAGGAAACAAAGAGAUCUGCUUCUUAAAGAAGGAGAUGUUUCCAAAACUUAUAUUUUCAUAACUUUUUUCAGAGGAAGAUUGAAGCACUUUACCAAAACUACUCUUCAUUAUUCAUAUGGGGUAGUAUAGAUGGUAUCACGACUUGUGUUCUCACCUUGGGAUACAGGUGUAUAUUCACAAUACAUUCACUCCACUGAUCUGGUAUGUUCACUGCUUAACAGCAGCUUAGGUCUCAGAAGCAUGGUGCCAUACCACACUUUAAGGGGUUUUCAUCUUUAAUGUCAACAGGUCUUAACGCUGUGUGUGUUAAGUCUCAUUCUUUUUCCUUGGUACUAAAUCAUUUACAAAGAAACACAGGAUUUUUUGGGGGGAAUAUUUUUGUUCAUGUUAAGUACAGAAGAGGCAAGAAAAAUGAUCAAUUUUAGUGAUUUCUGCUGGCCUGAUGCUUGCACAGUGCAAUGCAGAACAGUGUCAGACAUCCCUGGGGAGCUGGGACGUCCACUGAUGACUGGCACAGUGGUGAGGCUGUGCUGUGCAAAGCUCCCAGCUCAGGUCCUGCUGUCAAGAGUGUUUGUUUGUACCUGUUCCUGCAGUAACUGCCCUUGCUCUCAAAGAUAACAAUUAUUCCAAGCGCAGAACCACCAUUUCUAAAUCCAGAGGCAGGUGGUUUAGGAUUGGCUUUUAUUGUCUUACUCCUUGGUUUGGUAUGGAGGUGCCCACAGACUGUGAAUUCAUACCCAAGGAUUUAAAUACUCUUGAGAAACAACUCUCGGACUUCAGAUCUGUAGGUUACCUUCUUCCCUCCCACAAGAAAAGGCAAGCAGGGAGGUGAGUUGCUCUGAAACCAAGAAGCUACUUCCUCAACUUAUUUCUGGUUCCAUGUUUAGGUUUUUCCAGUGGUACCUGGUGUCUUUUGCAGUUGCUCACUGCAGACCUGCAGUGCUGAGGAAGGCACUCUCUGACCAAAGCCACACAGUUUGUGUUUGGUGCUUUAAUCACUGUAAGUGGCAGCAGUUACCUGCAACAGCAAUGGCAUGGCUGCCACAGAAACCCAUCCAUCCACAGUUUCUGUGAGAAACUUUGUCAUGACUUUUUUUCCUUUCUAGUCUUCUUAGACAGUGACUACUACCUAAGUAAACCCCAGGUGUACCGAUACACAAGGAUUUGUAAUUGAUUUCCAGCAAGUUUUUAGAGACUUCCUUGGAAUCAGGUUCCUGAUCCAGGCAAAUUCCUCACCAGCAUGAUAUUCAUGAUACUUUUCUUCAUAAAAUUUUUGAAAGGCUGAAGGUCUUAGCAAAUCCUUUGUGAAAGCGUCACCCAUUUACCUGCAGUUGGAUAAACAUGGACCUGAGGUUAUCCCAGGUGGACAAGGGAGGAAAUGUUUACGACCUCCCAGGUAUGUGCCUAGUAUCUCCAGAAUUGCAGUGCAAACCUAAAAGUAAAUGCGCAGCUGCAGGUUACCUGGCCCUUUGUUGCUGAUACUGAAUUGAUGUCUCUCAGUGAUAUUUUUGUGUGCCCUCAGGGAUAUGUUAAAGGUUAUUCUGCUGUUGUUGAUUGCCUAGCCUGGAAUCCCAGCAGGACCAGCCCCAGAAGCCCCCUAAUUUUAAUAACUACCGAGGCCUGUGAACAAAGGCAGACAAGUUCCCAUUUUCUGGGGAUGCUCCUUGUGUAGCCUGAUGCUCAGAAUGAUACCAAACCCCUCCCUACCCUGUAUAACAGUGGUUGGGUGAACCCAGUUAUUUUCUAAGGCUUUUUUCAGGCUCUUACAAUGGCCUAUAAAGACAUUUAUUAUUUGUAAAGCCCUCAAAGAUUGUAACACACACCUGAAUUCUACUUAAAACUUAAUGUCUUUGAAGAUUAUGGCCAAAUUUAACUUUGCUAUGGUCAUGAAAUGGCAGAGAAACUUUGCUUGCUCCUUACAAUGACACCUACAGGGUGUCUGCUCCAGGUGAGCCCUGACAGGAGUCAAUGUCAGUCAGACCUGCACAGCUGUAGCUGAGAUUAGGCCCAUUAUUUUGAACUGUCAGACACUAAAACUGGUUGUAAGAGAGUGCAUUAUCCCUCAGCAACCUGUAUUUGUUGUAAGUCAAUUUGAAAAAAAAAAAAAAAAACCGUCUAGGAUGAGUUUUGGUGUUUGGAUUCCCUGUACUACUGAGUGGUUAAAAAAUGAACAAAUCCAAGCCCAUUCCUUUGAACCCCAGACUAAUCUGAACCUAUGCUAUGGUGCUCAGGCUCUGCUGAUGCAGCACUUUUCCUUUAAAGAGUGGCUAAAUGCCCCUGUGUUACAAAUCUCUUUCUCCACUGAGCCUUACACUCAGACAGAUGCCUAUGGCUGGAUGGCAUAUGGACACAUCAAAAAUGGUUUUAGUUCUUUGAUUUUAUUUGUCAGCUUUUCCUUUUUCUCUUGUUUCUCUCUACAUGUUGGUUAAGGCUUUUCACUUAAAUUAUUUUCCAGCUUAGUAACUGAAGGAUCUCUGAAAAUAAGACUCUGCCCCUUCACAAGCGAAUGCUUGCAGAUAGUAUAAAGAAAAAACCCAAACAAAACCCAAAGCCUCAGUUUUAAUUGUGUUCUGGCAUAGUGCUUCUGCCAUUUAACAACCUGCUAAACGACCUGCAUCAUUCUAAAAGAGAUGAUGUGUUCCAUUUUGACUAUAUGUGUAAUUAAAUUUCAGCCAAAAGAAGGUAGUUGAGAGAAGGAGACUGUAUUAUGAUUUGGUCAAAUGGGAACUUCUGAAAGUUCGUGCUCAAAUGGUUACAAAGAAUACAAAUACGCAGCACAUGAAAAAGGAUUAAAAAAGCAAACCCCAGCCCUCACCCCUGCCUUGUUCAGAUACACUUACUUCUGUCUGGUAUUACAAGUAUACGUUUGAAAACACCAUUCUUCCUUUAAAUCUCUUCCACAGUUCUGCCCUGAACCCCAGCGAACACCCUGUUUAACAGCUUCGAAGGUGAUGUUCUGUUUCUACAGCACUUCCCUUUAAUGAACUGAACAAGAUACUUACUGUGACUAUCUGGUGAUAUGUUUUCAAUCACUCUUAACCAGUCUGUGAAAAAAUUGACUACAUAAUUUGUCUUUACUAUAUAAACAACAAGGUGUAUGAUUACGCUUGUGCAGAUGCGUGUACAUACACACACGUAUAUAUAAUAUCUAUGUAUAGAUAAGUCUAUGGAUUGCAUUUCUGUUAAGUAAAAGCACAUUCCUCAUUGAUUCCAGUCCAAGAAGGGAGCUUAAAUCUUCCCAGUAGACAUCCACUGAGUGUCCUGUUAGUGUCUGGUUUGUUAACUGUUGAACUUUUAAGGCCAUGAUUUUUGAUUUUUCUAGCUGGCCUCAACUUCAUACUGUGAGUCUGGUAAAUAGUGUGACUAAGAGAAGAUCUGGUGAGGGUCACAAUAGUCAGGAAAGAGAAAUCCAUGUGAAAUUGAAAAAAUGCUGUAUCCUCGUUGGUGGGGAUAAGGCUCAUAAACUGGUGUUUGUUGCUCACAGUAUCUCUGAAGCCAGGCUGCCCUGGGGGUGUUUCUCAUGGCUUUUCCUGCAAGAGAGGUGGUGGAAUAGAUGGAUUUAUUUUUUUCUGGUACCAGGGGUUGUCUCAAAGGUGCUGAGCCUAUCCUUCUUCUCAUGGGCAGCGUAACACACGGUUGCUGCACCUCUGCUUUCUUGUCCUGGUGUUAGGUGGCAAAAAGCAUCUUCUAUUGAAUUUUUCAUUUCCACAUAGUCUCCUGUGGGUGUAUUGGCAAUAACAAAGUCUGUGUUUUUGCUGCACUUGUGAUACAUCAAGACAAACCUUUUAGAGAGAGUCCCAUGCAGGGGGAGCUCCAGAAAUUUGAGGUGAGGCACAGUAGGAUACUGUAUCCUCCAAUCGGACAUCAUUUUGACCACAUUGUUGUGGGAAGCAUCGAUUCAAUUAAAUAAAAAUAAAGCUUUUUUUGCAAUAAGAUAUAUCCAGCAUUUAGCCUUAAGACCCUUUCAUAAGUGAUAUAACUCAAACUGUGAUUCCAUUCUUCUUCCUUCUCAAUGUUCUGUAGUAUUUACAGUGUUGCCUAAAGAUGAAGCACUUUGAUUAGCUUUCUAAAUCUAAUGGAAAUCACUUGCUGGUAAUCACAUUUCUUUCUCCACUUAUUGCCUUCUUAUUAGGAUAAUUAAUUACUCCAAUUGCCCUCUCCCCUCAUAAAACAAAGAGACAUAGCUAUUGUCUUAACACUUUUGUAUAUCAGGGAGCUAACCUGUCAUAUUGCAAAAGUGUUUCAGAGGCUUUUUUUUUUUACAGAUCAACAAAGCUAAUGUGAAUUUACCUGCAACUGUAGUUUGUUUCAAGCUGAUUGUUGAGUGUUGUGUAAACAUAUUUGAUGUGUAAUCCCAGAACAUCUCUGUAACCGGAUCCAAAUGCCUGAUAUUAACAAAACAGUUCGGGGUUUUCACUAACUGUUCUGAAAGGCUCAUGGGUUUCUUUCUUCUUCCCACUAAAUCUGUGACCACUAACAUAGAAAAAGAAUCAUUUUAGCUGUAGAUGAAAGAAGUUCAAUAAUCUUGUAUCAGGAUGAACUGCUAUAUAAAGAAAUACCAAGUUUUCCAAUGAAUGUGUUAUAUUAUUGUACCUACAUACAAUCAAUAUUUGUACAUCUGUUGGAGACCUGUCUGCGUUUCAAUAUUUAGCCACCACUGCAUGGACACUUGAUUGAUAUGCAGUUAAUGCAGUUGCUUUGGCGCUUUUCAAUGUACUUCACUUGUUUUUAUCCUUUCAGAAAUCCACCAAAUACUCUCAGUUCUUUUUCUUUGCAUUUGUCACUUUGUUCAAUGAAGCAUGACUAGAAACAGAGAAUGAGUAGAUACUAUUUUUGUGGUCAGCAAAGCAGCUGCCAGUAGAUAGACAGUGUGUGUAUGUAUGUAUGUAUACGCACUGUCUGGGAAUGUUUCAGAUACAAAUGCAGCCACUUCCAUUAAUGAUAUCCCUAGUCAACAUUUUUAAACAAGCACAAAUAAUAUUUGUAAAAAAAGAAGUUUAAUUUUAUUUAUUAUAGUAAUAAACUAUUUUAUACAUUACAGUUGCUUUGGUGUGCUUUUCUCUGUGUUUACUAUGUGCUCAUAAGAUCAGCAAGGAGGUUUUAAAUUACUCUCUGGAACUUCUGGCUAGCAGUUUUGUUGCUGUUGGUUUGUAUCUCAAGUGUUAUCAGUGGAGCAAUGGGAUAUUAUUGCCUUGGUUGUAAAUGAUUCAGGUUGUUUUUCAGAUUUCUUUCUGCUGUGUAUCAGUGCAAAGGGAUUCACAUUUCCAGGCUCACUGUAAACUAAACUCAGGUGCCCUUUAAAGUGAAUAUCCUGACACCCCAGGCAGUGUCCUGUGCUGUGGACCUCAGUCUAGCCCAGGUAUCUGCUGAACAAAAAGAGAUCACCAGAGGACUGGCUGUGACUGUCUGAAAUGAUCAUCCCAUGUCCUGAAGGUACACAUGUCUGUAGCUGGUCUGUGUUUUGGACUGUGUUCACUGCUGCAGUAUCUGAGAACUUUUACAAAACUCAUGGAAACCAGAGAUCAAAGAACCUUCUGCUUUCCCGUCAUCUGCUUGCAGAAGAAAGUGACCUCACCACGGACUUGCACAAAGACAAACCCCACAGAGGAUGCCCCUGGCAGUGACACUGCUGCAACAGGCAGCAAUGAAUAUUAUUUUGUUGGCUACCUCAGCAAAGGAUAACCAAAGGUCAUGGGAAUGGGAGAUCCUUUCAGAUCAGGAUGGACACACAUGACAGGAUCACAGCCAGCAGGCCAGAAGCCAUGCUGGAAGUUCAUAAAAAGUUUUAGUCUUCAGGAUGUCAGCCUGGGCCCUGGGAGCUUUGCAGUCAUUUUUGUGGCUCAUUCUCCAUCCUCUCACCCAGGGGUCUGGUGAAUGUGAUUGUCACCUGUGCUAAGACACUCCAUGCGAUUGUCAAUCUCAUCUCCAAAAGAACAGCAAUAAAGCAGGAGCUUUCAGACUGCCGAGCUGGGGCAGAACUGUACGGAGAGCAGCCAAGGAGCACAAUGAGGAGCUAUUUUUAACACCAUUUCUGCAUCCACUGUCGUAUGUGGUGUGACAGGAGCUCUCGUCACUUGCAUUGUUUCUCUGGCCAGUGUGAAAAUCCAGCUUUCUUUUGCAUUAUGUUAUACAGUGUCCUUAUACUUACUAGAAAAGGCAAAAUUACCAUAGUGAAGGCAUGUACUUUCACUUGGUUUUUUUUGUUUUAUUGUGUGGGGUAUUUUUUGUUUUGUUUUAUUUUGGCUGGAUUUUUUUUGGUUUGUUUUUUUUUCUUUUUUUCUUUUUUUCAGAUCUCUAGAGGCUGUUGUGCUCAUUUUCUGAAUUCUUUAUUAUUUUCUUUGCUCCUGCAUUCUUCGCAGCCUCUCUGGCAGUGCUCCAAGCUUCAGUGAGCUCAGGAGGGGUAGCACCAGCCACACAAUGCUCCCCAUCAGAGUUUCUCUCCCCUCAGCAGCCUCACAGCAUUUCAAACCAAGGAUAAUUAACUAGAGCACUUUUUGCCCAGAUUUAUGUGCCAGAUUGCAAAGGUUCGUGUUCUGCACGCUGCCUGCCAGCCCUGUGCUCAGCUGGGCAGCAGCAGCCCCAGCAGCUGCGAGCAGCCUCGGGCCCACCUGCACCAGCCCCUGCUCCUCACUCCCUCCACCUGGGAGCACAUUCACAGCAAGGACAGAAGGUUUCUAAAGCACAGUGUGGUGUGGCUUUUGAUUUUUCUCAGAAAUAGCUGCAGGUUCUUCUGUUCGGUCAUGAAUUAGUGUGCAGCUGCUGGGGACCCCUGUCAGGGGGUGUGCGGUCCUGGGCAGCAGCAGGAACUCCCAGGGACAGUCAGCAGGGCAUCAGCUUGUGGGGAGAUGAGUGCUGUCUACACAGUUUGAAGUUCUGCAUUUGGUAAUGGAGGCUCUUGAGUUGCUCUGUGGUGCAUUUUAGUAUCCGUGUUAAACUUGGAAGCACUCUGUCUCUGGUGCUCCCUGUCUCUGAUGCUUUUUUGCAGUGGAGUAAAGACAAGCAGCAUAAACCAGCUUUUCUGUGCUGUGAGAGCCAGUGGGACUGAACUGCAGCAAAUCCCUCCCCCUCACACAUGUGUGCAAUAGCAAUGGGUUUUAUUUGCUCCCAGAGCACUGAGGAAACCUCAAAACUAUUCCUGUUCAGUGUGUGCCUGGUGCAGGACAAUGCUCAGGAGACCCUACCAAAACUCGGGGAGAGCACUGAACCCCUCACCCAGUGGGAAGGGACCACUGUGCCCCAACACUGAGGCUGAGGAGACCUUGGCUCAUUAGUGGCUCUCUGUGCUUGCCUUCUGCUCCAGGAGUUAGGCUGGUUAGUAAGGCUGUGUAUCCAACCAGAAAAUUCUGGGAAGGAUGCUGUGUUGCUAUGGUAUUUAUUGCUGCCAGUGGUGUCAGGGGUUUAAUUGCAACACACAUAUAAAGACUCUCAGCCAAUACAAGUCUUUUACACCUAGAAGAUUGAGUCUGUGCUUCUUUUGUUCUAAUUCACCACAAGUUCCGUGUUGGUAUGUGGCAGCUGGGGGAAUUAACCUCUCCUGUUCUUGAAAGACAGGAUGAGUAAAAACCUGUGAGAAAUCCAAAAAAAGGCAUUAGGGAAAGUGAACUUCUGAAGUCUGUCAGAAGUAGCUAUCAAGAUGCUCGUGCACAGCUGUUUCUGUAAAAUACAUGUGCUCAAGCCUUGUCUUUUUGCUUUUUUUUCCUUUCCUUUUCCAUUCCUGUUUCCCCUUUCCUAAUUAAGUUCAAGUCCUUAUGUAGCACAGCCAAAUUCAAAUUUAAGUUGCCCCAUGGCACAGGUGUGGGUUUAAAACAAGCUUAACUUUGGCAACUCCAUCCAUCAUUACCAAUUCCGAAGCUUUCUCCCUGCAGCCCCACUUUAAGUACGUAUGGAGGCAGGAGUGUCUGAGAGACCCUGAAGAUGUUUUGGCUCUUUUUUAGCCUUGCUCACUUGUAGAGAUUUUCUUGAAGAUGUUUCUGUUCAGAUAGAUGAGGGAUGAGGGAAAGUAUGAGCUUUGCUGUUAAUUCCUACCUGGGUGGGACACAGAGCCCCUGUAAAUGUCACUGCAGUUUCUAUGUGCAAAUCCGAGGGGGUUGUGCUUUUGCACUGGAAUUUUCUUCCACAUUCCCAAUCUCCCAGCUUACAAAACUGGGGUCAGAAAGAAAAUGUGCUGGAGUAUCUGCUACACAUGUGGAUUUUCUGUAAAAGGAAGAUUAUGGCCUCUUCUCCAUCAGGAGCUGCCACUGGGGGGAAAUGCUAAGCAGCAGCAGCAGCACAGGGAGUG
This is a messenger RNA of Motacilla alba alba, 12481 nucleotides long. RefSeq names its product potassium voltage-gated channel subfamily H member 1 (gene KCNH1). The record is from RefSeq and is a predicted model, not a curated record. Bases 163 to 3036 code for a protein of 957 amino acids. NCBI's taxonomy places the organism in Eukaryota, Metazoa, Chordata, Aves, Passeriformes, Motacillidae. Gene Ontology annotation, cellular component: membrane. Gene Ontology annotation, molecular function: delayed rectifier potassium channel activity. The transcript has 11 exons. Gene Ontology annotation, biological process: potassium ion transmembrane transport; regulation of membrane potential.